GAGCGGCUCGGCGGUGGCGCCCGGGGUCGGAGGUGCGGAGCCGCCGUCCUUUCCCCGCGGGCUUCCGAAGAGCAGCGGCAGCGGCGGCAUGACUUCGGCGGCGGUGGAGAUUUUGGGGCUGGGACUGGGCAUCCUGGGCUGGGUGGGGGUGAUCCUGGCCUGCGGGCUGCCCAUGUGGCAGGUGUCAGCCUUCAUCGACGUGAACAUCGUGGUGGCGCAGACCAUCUGGGAAGGGCUGUGGAUGAACUGCGUGGUGCAGAGCACGGGGCAGAUGCAGUGCAAGGUGUACGAUUCCAUCCUGGCGCUGCGGCCCGAGGUGCAGGCGGGCCGGGCGCUCACGGUCAUCGUGGCGCUGCUGGGGCUGGUGGCGCUCAUGGUGACCGUGGUGGGCGCGCAGUGCACCAACUGCAUCCGGCCCGGCAAGAUGAAGUCCCGCAUCGUGAUCGCCGGAGGGACCAUCUACAUCCUCUGCGGGGUCCUGGUCCUCGUCCCGCUCUGCUGGUUCGCCAACAUCGUCAUCAGCGACUUCUACGACCCCUCCGUGCCGCCGUCCCAGAAGCGGGAGAUGGGGGCCGCGCUGUACAUCGGCUGGGCGGCCACGGCCCUGCUGCUGUUCGGGGGCUGCCUCAUCUGCUGCUGCUCCUGCUCGCACCGCGACGAGACCUCCUUCCCCGUCAAGUACUCGGCGCCGCGGCGGCCCACUUCCAACGGCGAGUACGACAAGAAGAACUACGUCUGAGCGGGGCCGCCCGCUCCGCCCGGCCGUGCGGGCACGCGGACAGACGGCGCCGGCCGGGAGCGACUGCGGUGAGCUCGGCCGACGGGCGCCGCGGUGCUGCCCAUCCCGGAGCCCGCCCGGCCGCGGCACCACGGCGGCGGCAGCCCAGCCAGAGCGGCGUCCUGCCGGCCCGGCUCCCCGUCGGAGCGCCGCGUCUGGUUCUGCUCCCGGCCCGGCCGGCGCUGCCCGGCCCGGCGGCACAGCCGCGCUGCUGGAGCGGAGCCGGGAGUGGUGCGGAGCCGCCGGUGCCUCUCCGCGCGCUGCCGGGCCGUCGCGCGUGUCCCGUCAGGGAGGAGAAGCUUCCCUUCUUCGUUCUAUCUCCUGAAAACCUGCAGCUGACUGACUUCUGCCGUGGCUUUAACUGGUUAAGGUUUUCCUUUCGUUCUUUGUGGGCAACUAAACUCGGGUUCCUAUCUGAAAGACGACUCUAACCUUGGUCCUUAAUCGUGCAGGCAAAUAAUCGGCUGGAGAAAGGCACGUCAUUUUGUUCCAUUGUUUUGGGCCCUCAAAGAAGCGGGCUGUGCUGCACCUUUGAGACUUUUGAAAGUGAUUUCAGAUAGCUGCCAUUAUUGCAGGUUCUCCAUCACUUCUUCAUCAGCUUCUGUUCUUCUUGUACUUGAAUACGAACUCACUGCACGUCGCCAGUUACUGCAGGACCAAAUGCAGAGACCUGGGAGAUCUUUGUGCCCCGGCUCCAGCAGGGCGCCCCUCCUCUCAUCUGUACCACAGGGGAUUGGAAACAAAACCCUUCCCUCCCUCCUGAUGCUUAGGUUGUGAGGCUUCGUGGCCUUCUUGCUGAGCACUGCUCGCUGCCAAUCCUGAAUCACGUGUGCUCAGCUGGACAUACACAUGAUUGGCUCCCCACUGCAACUUUGGUAACAUGCACUUGCCUUAAUUUAAUUGAUCGGGCAAAUAGAUUAAAUGCUAGAGGACUUUCUCCAAGUAUCUUGACUGAGACCGUGCAGUGCUGGGGAGGUGGGAGGUUAUGGCUCCUAUGGCCCUCACAGCUCCUCCUGGUAGCGCUGCAGACUGGGAGGAAGAUGCUCUGGGCAAUGUAACUCACUUUCUGAGCUGUUAAACCUCACCACAGCCUGGGAUAUUAACACGUACCUUUCCCUCUAGAAACACACACACAAAAACAACCAAAACCAACAAAAGUGUCAGAGGGGUGAUGCGAUGCUCUCACACAAAUUGUCAGAAGGCAAAACACCUUCCUCGUAGCAUCAGAUCAAGACAGAACGCCGCUGCAGGCUGUGCAGCACCGUACUGCCACGAGGAGCUCUGCCAACAGCGGGAGAGGAAUUGUGCUGUGAGUCCUCAGAGCGCAGCGCUGAGCCCUGGCUCCCCGCAGCACCACAGCUCCGCACGGAUGCUUACAGUUCCAUGAUGCUCAGAACUGCAGGCUGACCCUUCCUGGGGGCUGUGACAGAUUUACAUUGACUGUCCUUGCUCUGCUUAGCAAACUUAAAACCCCAGCAGUAUCAGUCCAUACAUGGAUCUGAAAGAGAGACUAAAACCCCCCAGACAUUGAUGUUGAAUGCUGAGCACAAAAUUUACCCUUACAAAGAUAACUGCUUUUGUUUUUACACACUGCGGGGUCUGAACCACUCAGACAGCAGAAAGCAGUGCGACAUGUCUGGGAUCAGCUUUGCUCUACAGAGGUGCAGUUCUUACACAGUUUUCAACUAAACAAAACCUAAGAUGUUGUUGUUACGAUGGGAUAUGUAGUUUUGGUACAAGAAUGAAAUAUUCCAUAUUUCAUCAGUGCAACUUUUAAAAUCAGUAUAACUUUUGUAAACUGUCAAUGUAUUUAAGUGCAUAUAUUCUGCAAGAAACCUACCAAAGUUGGCUGUAACAGUUUGGUGCCUUUAUUUGUUUCAGUUAUUUUAUUGUAUUUUAAGUGCUACUGCCCUACUGUUCCUGUGACCCAGCCCCUACCCACAGCCACGUUACACCACCCUCAGCUCUGUGCUGUCGGCUAAGAAGAGUCAAUGGAUAUUAGCUCAAAUCCUGCAGACUUCACUUAAAAUGAUCUGCUAAAAUAAUGGGAUUUGUCUCAGAUAGAAUCACAAAUAAGCCACACCCUGGCCUGCAUGGGGCUUUACUUGCAAGCCUUCAGAAGUGCUGCUGGAUUCGGGCACGUAGUGACAGCACUGCUACCUACCAGCCAGGCAGAACGGCGUGCUGGGGGCGGGGGGACAAAAGCAAGCACCUUCACUUGGAGUCUUUUUUAGCAAGCCAAAAUUCCCGAUAGCUUCAUGACACGGCAGGGCUGGGCCCACUGAUAACCACAUCUGAACCAACUCCACAGUCCGACCUCAUGGGAGAAGCCAGUGCUAACCCUAUGUUCUAGGAAACAAGCCCUUUGUCUUGCCCAGAACGUAACUCGCUGCUGAUGUGUCAAAAUUCACAGAGGUCACAGGGUAGUGUCCAACAACAUCUAUUCAAAAGAAUACCUGUAUUUUAUCUCACCCUUCAGUAUGCUUAUGUAUUGCAUCACUUCACGAGAAAAAAAUGAACCACCACCUCAGUGAAUGUUGCUACUGACACGACUGCUUCAGGGCGCAAAUUGGUUCCUUUUGCACUGUUUGUUCUCUGACAGCAAAGAUCUGGUCCUGAAGCUUAGGAAGUGAAAGCACUCAGGAGCAGGCCUGAACCUCAUCCCAGUGGAAAUAAAUACCUACAGCACUCGUUUUUAUUUUGUAUUUAUAAUUUCACAUAAAAAUAAAAACAUCUAAACCAACCCCCCA
Molecule: messenger RNA, 3528 nt
Organism: Tympanuchus pallidicinctus (lesser prairie-chicken)
Lineage: Eukaryota; Metazoa; Chordata; Aves; Galliformes; Phasianidae
Gene: CLDN5
Product: claudin 5
Exons: 1
Coding region: 89-739 (216 amino acids)
Biological process (GO): cell adhesion; bicellular tight junction assembly
Cellular component (GO): bicellular tight junction; plasma membrane
Molecular function (GO): structural molecule activity
Source: RefSeq, a predicted model, not a curated record